Paramecium tetraurelia is the source of this 636-nucleotide messenger RNA. RefSeq lists its product as uncharacterized. NCBI's taxonomy places the organism in Eukaryota, Ciliophora, Oligohymenophorea, Peniculida, Parameciidae. The transcript has a single exon. The record is from RefSeq and is a predicted model, not a curated record.
AUGAUAUUUUAAUCAAUCACCCUAAUACACCCUUCAUAUAAUCUUAACCACUCAAAUUCAAUUACGAAAACGAAAUAAAGAAAAAAACAAGAUCGGCUUUCAUAAAAAUCAAUUAAAGGUAAUUAGAACUCAUCGAACUAAAGCAAAAAAAUGGUUUUAGAAUAAAAAUAUUAGGAUAUCUUCUAAAAUAAAUAUACUUUAGAUUUAACAUGUAAUAGUUGGAAUUCCUCAAGUAACACAUAAGCAAUGAAUCUAAACUAAUAAAUUACUACCUUUAUUUCUGAAUAAUAAUCAUAAAUUUUAAUCAUUUAUGGAGAAGAUUGCCUAGGGAGGAUUACUUUAGCUAAGCAAACUGAAGAAUUUAUUUGGGAAAAAUAGAAUUAAACAACAAUUGAUAUUCCGAUUAUACUUUUUGUUUAUAUUGAUAAUUUAGAUGUAGAUAAAAUUGAACAAAAUAUUCAAAAGUACUUAAACCUUAAAACAGAAAUAUCAAUAUCCAGGAACAAUAAUGAUUAUCGUUUUCUUUUUCUCAUCAUCAUUUAAGAAGAUUAAGAUACUUAUUAAAUAAUUAAAUCAAUCAAUUAGAUGGUUAAACUAAUAUCAACAUAAGUGUACCCUAAAUCAAAAAUAAUAUGA